Molecule: messenger RNA, 4635 nt
Organism: Alexandromys fortis (reed vole)
Lineage: Eukaryota; Metazoa; Chordata; Mammalia; Rodentia; Cricetidae
Gene: Sack1c
Product: family with sequence similarity 83 member C
Exons: 4
Coding region: 102-2333 (743 amino acids)
Biological process (GO): epidermal growth factor receptor signaling pathway
Molecular function (GO): protein kinase binding
Source: RefSeq, a predicted model, not a curated record
CCACACAUGCAGGGCUGGCAAACUGGAGGCAGUGUCUUCAUCUUAGAGCAGCCAACACAGGUGCAAGCCAUGGAGCCUCGGGUGGGUAGGGCACGAGGUGGAUGCAUACAUUCAGCGGCAGCCUAGUGCCUGGAGGGACCCAGGGCAUGGCAGGACCCCUGCGGAGCCGGGUGGAGGAGCUCAAGCGGCCCUGGUGGAGGGAGAGCUCGCCCCUGGUGCUCCAGCACAGCGAGGCUGCAAGGCUUGCUGCGGACGCACUCCUGGAGAGGGGUGAGGCUGCCUACCUUCAGGUCAUCUCCGAAGAGCGGGAACUGCCCUUCCUCAGUGCCCUGGAUGUGGACUACAUGAUCAGCCAUGUGCGUGGGGUUCCCGAGCUCAGCGAGGCCCAGGGGUCAGAGACCCUAGGGCAGGACCGCCACAGCAUGCUCUCUGAAGUUACCUCAGGCACCUACUUCCCCAUGGCUUCUGACUUAGAUCCCCCAGACCUGGACCUGGGCUGGCCCGAAGUGCCACAGUCCACAGGUUUCAGUCCCACCCAGGCGGUGGUUCAUUUCCAGAGGGACAAGGGCAAGAGCAUCAAGGACCUGCUGCGAUUCCUCUUCAGCCAGGCCCACACGGUGGUGGCUGUGGUGAUGGACGUAUUCACGGACAUGGAACUUCUGUGUGACCUCAUGGAGGCCUCCAGCCGACGCGGUGUCCCCGUCUACCUCCUCCUGGCUCAGGAGCACCUGAAGUACUUCCUGGAGAUGUGCUAUAAGAUGGACCUCAACGGGGGGCACCUGGUGAACAUGCGGGUGCGGAGCACGUGCGGGGACACAUACUGCAGCAAGGCGGGGCGCCGAUUCACCGGGCAGGCCCUGGAGAAGUUUGUCAUCAUCGACUGUGAGCAGGUGGUGGCAGGCAGUUACAGCUUCACCUGGCUUUGCAGCCAGGCCCACACCAGCAUGGUGCUGCAGCUGAGGGGCCACAUCGUGGAAGACUUCGAUCGGGAGUUCCGGUGUCUGUACGCUGAGUCACAGCCUGUGGAAGGCUUCUGCGGCCAUGAGGAUCCACUGUCUUCCCGGGGACCUCGUCCUCCUCCUGUGACGCUGGCCUUUGGACCUGGAAUUCCAAGUGCUACAGGCUCCUCCCCUUCCAGCAACAGCCUGGGCAGCAUCAAGCACACGCCUCUUCUGGGCCGGUCUUCCUACCUCGCUCUACCGGGCGGCGGUGGCUGCAGUGAUAUGGGCAUGGGGUCCUCAUCCCCAGGUCCUGCGCACCACGAAGCUGGUGGCCCACCAUCCUUGUACCGUCAGCUUUCAGAUCCUAACCACAGCUCAACUCCUGGACCCUACCGGGCCAACCUGAGCAAGCUGGGGGCAUCUCCAUGGUCCCAGUCCUCUCCUGCCCUCAACCACUGCAGUGCCAGUCCCUUGACCCUGACAGUGGGGUCACCUCUGCUCCCAUGUUCCCGCCCCCUCCUUCACUUCACCAGGGGGGUCCCAGCACUGUCCCGACUUCCAGAGAAUGGGUUCCCAGCAAGUCAAGAGCCUAUCCUUCCACGAGGUCGCUGGGUAACUGGCCCAGCUCUGGAGACAGUGGAAGAAAAAAAGGUAUCUCUGAGUCAGAGCCAUGAUCACCUGGAUCGAAUUGUCCCCUUCCCUAAAGCAGGAGGCCCCAAUUCUAGAGUCACCCCCAAUUCAGGUUCCCUUCAGCAUGGUGAGCAGGCCCUAGAUGAUAGGAGAUUGUCCCUGAGCCAUAGCUACAGCCAGCUGGAUCUCCUGUCCCAGGGUCCGGGUGCUCUGGAGUCAGGUUCCCUCAGACCUGGUGAUCUGGGUCUAGAGGACAGGAAGCUGUCCUUAAACCACAACCAUGGCCAAUUGGACCUCCUGCCACAAAACCCCAAGGUCCAGGCCUUGAAAAUACCCCCUGAUGCCAAUUCUUCAGCCAGGCACGACAAUCAGAGUCUAGAUGAACGGCGGCAGACCCUAGGCCACAGUCAGCUGGACCUCAUCACCAAGUUUGGCCCAUUCCGGAGCGAGGGGCCUGGACCCAGUGGUCCCCCAGAGCCAAACCCAGUUUGCAUGGCCGGAGUAGGCUCUGCAGAUGAGAAGCGACUGACUCUGGGCCACAGCAAACUGGACCUCAUCACCAAGUAUCAUCAGCUACAGGGUGCCCGGCAGAGACCUGAGCCAGGCUUCCCAGGAGCUCCACUAAGUGGCCAUCAAAAUGGCAGUAACAAUGACCUAUAUGCACCCGAGAAACGGCUGACCUUGGGCCACAGCAAACUGGACCUCAUCACUAAGUACAACAAGUCCAAAUUCAAGCAGCUCCGAAGUCGCUUUGAGUCCUAACUCUGGUCUUGGCAGGGUCAGCCCCUCCCUCCAUCCAUAGAUUUGACAUGUUCAAGUUCAAGACUGCAGAGUGAGAGUAUAAAGCUGGGAUGCUGCAUAAGGAGGGGAGGCGUCUAGCAGUCCAGGUCAGAUGCUCCCUGGGCUCAAGACUUAUAUACACACACGCACAGGAACACAUACAAACAGAAGCCAGAGUUACUGGGUGUUUUCUGAAUGUCCUGGGGCUGGGCACUUCACAUCCGUUAUUCCCAUUCCUCAUAGCCUCAAGAUGGACCUCUUGUUGGCAUAUAGUAUAUUAAGUAUUAUUCUCUUCCACUCCAUUUUUUUGUUUUGUGUUUGUUGGUUUACUUUUAGUUUUUGAAGCCAGAAAAUUAUUUUCUGACUGAUUGAAAUCCUCAAGAAAAACUGGAUGCUGCAACAGCUGCCCUCUUGGGUUUAGGUUUUGUUCUUUUACGGAAUCCAUGUCUGAAUCUGUGAUAGACAAUUUUUAGAGGCCUCAUCCACCUAGUCCCAGUAGCAUGUCACUGCUUGGCCUCGGCACUCCGGUUGUACUUUCUCUUGCACUUGGCAGCAGAGCCACGUUGACCACAGGCCGGCUUCUGAAGGUGGUGGCCUCAGAGCCACAGCGGCAACACAGCGCAUGUAUCUUAGUGCGUCACUUUCCAAAGGAAGACACUCCUUUUUUCGUCUUCUUUCUGCCGCAGAGGCCAAAGAGUCUGGAAGAUGGUCUUCUUGUUUAAUAAGUUUGGAGUUUAGAUGAGUAAUUUGGAGGCAGAUCCAAGUAAACUACGGGUUAGGGAACCCCGCCAGGCCGGAAGCCCCUGGCUUUAAACAUGUAUUUUGUUUGCACAGACCCAACACACAGCAUCUGUAGUUCUGAGUUGCUAUGUACAUAAAACUCAGACACUACAAGGAUGCCCAGGUGCCCAGACAGUACACACAGAACAGUGACCAGGUAGCCAGAGAUGCAUAUGGUGAGUACACGUAGCUCCGUGUGAUGAACUCACAGAACUUUAGCUGCAGGUGCUUAGUCUUGUCUGCCUAAAUUAACGGCCACAGAGAAUGCAUGCAGUCAGUACACACUGCAGAAUCCCCUCGGGAUUCAUAGACUAUACACAUAUGACCCCCAUCCUCACUCUGUUUGCAAAGCCCUGCCCUGAACAUGCCAGAGAGCUGAAAGGUUUCUAAUACGCAGAUCCAGAGGGCUGCAGCUUAAAUGCAUAAAGCAUGGAAAACAAGGCAGAGCUGCGGUAAUGAAAAAUGUACUAGGGACAGGGGCCCGGAGGUGGCGGGGCGAUCAGGAAAGUCUAUCAGAGAGAAGCUGACUUUGAGGCAGGUCAUGAAGGAUAGGGUAGGGACAGAGGCAGAUCCGAGAGAGCUAGAAUUCUUGGUAGAGUAAGACGGAUGGAAAGAGGGCCCAGGGUCUGGGGUGAACGGAAGAUAAUCAUAGCAUGUGGGUGGACACUGGACACAAAAACAGGCCAACUUGCCCAGUGUCUCGUGAAGCUCAGGCUGCAGCUGGUCAUGGACUCUCUCCUGAAGUCACCGCCUGCCUGAGAGAGGGCAUGGUGCAAAUCAAUAAAGGCAUACAUGCUGAGAUCCAGUAGCAACCUGAUGUGUUCUAAACUGUGGGGUUACAGAUGGAGCUGGGGAAGGGGCGAUGUUCAGGCCCUUUUCAGAUGAAUAGGGUCCCUUGGAGAAGAAAGCAAGCAUAAAGAGGGGCUGAGGGAAGGGUUUCUUAACUUCUUCCUUCCUUGCUGUGGCAUUCUGAGACACCCUGAGUGCUUUUGUAGCUUCUACAACAGAUAAAUUUAUUUUGUCUAUGAAAACGGCCACACCACUAUCCUCAGGGCAGGUGGCGACGGCUGGCAAGUGUGUGUGUUAAACUGUGCGUAAGGACACAUUGAGGAAGCAAGCCAGAACUCACAUCUUUGCCCACCUUGAACCUCUUCUCCAGUCUCCCCAACACCCAGCUUCACACAUCGCCCCAUCUCUCCAGUGUCUUCUUCAGCCUGUUUCCUACGGUUCUGGGCAUGUCUCUUCCGACCACUUUGUCCUGGGCUCGUUUCUCCCUACUGGACACUCACCUGGGUGACCCUUGCCCCGAAUUUCAGUCUUCAGCCUCUGACUCCCGCCUCCGCUCCAGAUUCGCAUUUCUGUCCGCAUAGCCAGGCUGGGAUCAUACCCUUUCCCAAACUUGCCCCUUCUCCGACCUUAUCAGGUAAAUACAUUCCUCAUCAAUCCAUCCUCAGUCAGACAACAAUGGUUCCUUCUCAUCCGCCCAGCCUCAGGUUUGGUUGAU